UCCAUAGAAACAGUAGUUGAUGAGAAUUAUUAGAUCCACAUUUAUGAGUAGAGUUGUCUGCUGUUAUCCUGUUUUUGCUUAGUGUUUUUGAAUUAUUAUUAUUAAUUUUGUGAAACAGUCCACCAUGAAUUCCACCAGCUUGUUCUUAUACUAUCAGCGAAGUUCUUGCUUGUAUUCAAUCGCCCGUCACUAUGCUGUUAAAGCGUCUAACCCAGCAAUUGCUGGACUUGGUAAAAAAUCCAAAGACAAAGGAGGCGCGUCCAAAAAAAUUAAACUAGAAGUUGAAAAGGACCCUAAAAAGUUAGUGAAGUACCUAUGUGGCUCAAAUCUCAUGCAGACUGGUGAAGACAUUGAACUUAAACCAGACAGCGAAUACCCCGAAUGGUUGUGGAAUGUUUACACAGGGCCAGCAAAGAAGCUGGAGGACUUAGAGCCGGGCACCAAAGAAUAUUUAGAAAAAUUGAAAAGCAUCAACAUUAAAAAGAGCUUAAAACUUAAGGCAAUGAGCCCUAUUAAACCGCAGUAAAAAUAUCUUCAAAUAGGAAUAUUAAUGUAUACUAUUUGUUAUAUUCUUACAUUGUUUGUGAAGA
Messenger RNA from Frankliniella occidentalis (western flower thrips), 590 nucleotides. It is a transcript of the gene mRpL54, whose product is annotated as 39S ribosomal protein L54, mitochondrial. Gene Ontology annotation, cellular component: mitochondrial large ribosomal subunit. Gene Ontology annotation, molecular function: structural constituent of ribosome. The transcript is spliced from 3 exons. The record is from RefSeq and is a predicted model, not a curated record. The coding region runs from base 125 to 526 and encodes 133 amino acids. NCBI's taxonomy places the organism in Eukaryota, Metazoa, Arthropoda, Insecta, Thysanoptera, Thripidae.